AUGGCGACGGCUUCACCUCCAAAGCACCCUCAUCUCGGCGCCGUUCUCGUCACAGGUGGCUGCGGGUUUCUAGGACAUCAUCUCGUUCGCGCACUACUCGACAAUCCUUCUGUAUCCUCUGUGUCGGUUUUGAGUCGCAAUCCUCGCCAAAAUCGAUAUCCAGAGGUGUCAUAUUACGUUUGUGAUAUAACCUCCCGAGAGAAUGUGCAGACGCUUUUCAAGAAGAUCCAACCCCGUGUUAUUUUCCAUACAGCCUCGCCAUAUGCAUACUCAGAUCCGCCUAAUCCAGCACGUUUUCAGCGGGAGAUUGUUGAAGGGACAGCCAAUUUGCUUGCUUGUGCUAAAGAACUACCCUCCAUUACUUCUUUUAUCUAUACUUCUUCGAUCAUGGUGUAUGCCACGAAUGCGAAUAGAGAGUGUAUCAUGGCUGAUGAAGAGAGCGAUAUCCUUCAUGGGCCCGUUACAAGAAAGAAUGCCUACGAUGAAAGCAAAGCGACUGCAGAUACAAUGGUCCUUGCCGCGGAUGACCCCACACAUUUCAGAACGGUUUGUGUCCGAAUCUCUGGCAUAUAUGGCGAAGGGGAAUCAAACGACAGUGUUACCACGCGAGGAUUAAACAUGGUUUACUCUGGACGUGCUAAUAUACAACUUGGGGAUAACACGUCCCUCUUCGAUCCUAUCUAUAUCCACAAUGCUGUACACGGACACAUAUUUAUUGCGAACGCUUUGAUAGAUGAACUCGACGGACCUUUGAAAACAAAAUCUAACGGGAAAGUUCACGGAGAAGCAUUCAAUUUGUCUGAUGAUUCACCAAUACCCUUUUGGGAUUUUCUGGGCAAGGUUUUUGCGGAAGCAGGUUGUCCACAGACUCGCGAGGGGAAAACAGUCAUUCCAAAUUGGGCUGUCAUAGCAAUGUGUUGCAUAGCAGAGUGUAUGUAUUGGAUACUGUUUUUGGGCAAGCGAAGACCGAAGGAUUUCUUGCGAAAGAAGUUAGAGCACGUUUAUAGAACCCGUACUUUGAACAUCGAAAAGGCGAAGGGGAGGCUGGGAUGGUAUCCACCUAUUCCCAUGGACGAAGCAAUCAAGAGAAGCGUAUCGUGGUGUGUAGAGAAAAUGGGCAAAGCCAAAUCGAAUUAA
This is a messenger RNA of Glarea lozoyensis ATCC 20868, 1137 nucleotides long. RefSeq names its product NAD(P)-binding Rossmann-fold containing protein. Lineage: Eukaryota; Fungi; Ascomycota; Leotiomycetes; Helotiales; Helotiaceae. The transcript has a single exon. Gene Ontology annotation, molecular function: 3-beta-hydroxy-Delta5-steroid dehydrogenase (NAD+) activity. The record is from RefSeq and is a predicted model, not a curated record. The coding region runs from base 1 to 1137 and encodes 378 amino acids. Gene Ontology annotation, biological process: steroid biosynthetic process.